This is a messenger RNA of Ictalurus punctatus (channel catfish), 4732 nucleotides long. RefSeq names its product proopiomelanocortin b (gene pomcb). Gene Ontology annotation, biological process: neuropeptide signaling pathway. The record is from RefSeq and is a predicted model, not a curated record. Gene Ontology annotation, molecular function: neuropeptide hormone activity. Gene Ontology annotation, cellular component: extracellular region. Lineage: Eukaryota; Metazoa; Chordata; Actinopteri; Siluriformes; Ictaluridae. The transcript has 3 exons. The coding region runs from base 1908 to 2600 and encodes 230 amino acids.
UCCGUAACAGGCCAGUCGGUGGAGCCACCACUGUAGAGAAGUCCCAGCGGAAACCACAGUAGUCGCCUACCAGUGCCAAAAAUCUCAUUCAUUCUUUAUUUGUUGGCGCCGGAUGAUUGUUAACAGACUCCACUUUAGCCCAAACAGGCCUUACAUCUCCUUUGGCCAAGAUAGGUGAUUGUUGCUUUGGCAAACUCGCACUUUGAUGAGUUGAUUGAUAGGUUGGCUUCAACAAGAUAACAGGGCCUCAAGGUACUGGACAUGAUCCGACCAGGUACUGCUGUAAAAGGCCACAUCAUCCCAAUAAACGGCACAGCCUACCAACUCGGACAGAACCUUGUUCAUUAAAAUAGCAGGGGCAUUACAUAACCCAAACAUAACCCAUAACAGAUUCGAAAACGAUCCCCCAGGUGUAAUAAAAGCAGAAAUUUCUCUGCGCCUUGCCGACAGUGGUUCACACUGACAAUGAUCCGUCUUACGAUCAAAGAGAUUUUUCAUCCUUUCUUGUGUAUUCCCAAGGUUCUUAAGAGCGGCGGCACAGAUACGAUGCAAACGACGCCGAAAGUCAACAACACAAUUUAGAACAUUGGCUGGAGGAUCAUCGGUGUCCCACUGGUCCCUGAGCACAGCUAAUGGACCACAAACUGCGUCCAUUCGGUGUAAACCCUGUGCUAUCUUGAACCACCGCACAUAUGGUAAGCAACAGCCAUGGCAAACCGUCUUCCCAAUCAUAUGAGAGCUCAGUACAGUAAGAGCACAACACUGACGCUCGUGAGCUCCCCGAGACUUUGGGUGAUGAGCACGAGAUUAUGCUCGACCUGAAGCUGCAUCACAGCUUGAAUAAAUGUGCGGUGACAUGGACUCACUCUGGUCACCCUGGUCAGUUCGUUACCUUACAAACGCCAAAGGUAGAUAUAAAGGGAGGUUAAAGCUUUCAGGACAGUUUUGGACUUAAUAGAGCGCAAAGGGAAACCUGCUUCUACACAUAAGAGUCGACAAAUACCGACCGUCAAUUAUAAGGUACUUAUGAAGGGUUUUCCCAUCACUGGAAUAGGAUACAAAGGUGCUGGCUUAAUCUUACGAUCGGGUUUCCCAGUCAGCUGACAUGUACGACAAAGUUUACAGUAUUUGGAGACGUUUUGUUUCAACUGAAGCCCAAAGAAAUGCUAGAGUACCCGCUCACAGAUCUCCCUUACCCCUAAGUGACCAGCAAAUUCCAUCAUGAGAAAUCAUCAACACCAGUUCCAUAAAUUUCCCAAAGUGCUCGUUCCCCAACACUUUGCUCUCUUAUCAGGUCUUUUCCUUAGAGUAAAUGGAUGCUACAUCCUUUCAAAGAUUGGAUUUGGGACCUGCCGUGUGAACGUAGCUUCAGAUUUCAAGAUUUCCAUGGGAACGCUGGCUGCUCGUUUAAAGAUUUAAAAAUAAUCUGCAUUCGCACUUUCUCGACUUCCGUCAGGAAACUGGAAUCGCUUCGCACUCUUCACACACCCUUUUCCUUGACUAAAGGCGAAACGUCAUUCGCAGUUGUCCGUGAAUUGCCGCAGGUGCUCAUCAGACGGCCGCAGCACCUAGCUGUUAAUCCUCUCCCGCUCUCUCCUGACGUCUUUACGUGCGUUCUGUGAGAGCCGCGAACACUUGUUCGAGGUAGGGGUUCAAUCACUUACAUCUGCUAAGCGUUUUUCCCAGCGCAUACCCCUUCCCCUCCCUUCCUUCCACCUCCCCUCCCUUUCCCCACGCCCACCAUCACUACUACGCCAUCCUCCUUAUCCAUCCUCAUUACCGCAUGGCCUUGAGCUCUGGAGCUGCUGAGCACCUGAGAGUAUAAAUACGAGCGCUUAGCUCGUUCAGGAAAAACACCGAGUCGAUCAGGGAGCAGGAGGAACAGAGCUUCUCUCAACAUCACAGUGAUGAAGAUGCGGUGUCUCUCCUGGCUCUCGGCUGCGCUCGCGCUGUGUGUGUGUGGAUCAGAGGUAGACGGACGGUGCUGGGACCUCGCCGACUGCAACGGCCUCGGCUCUCGGGACAAAAUAAUAGAGUGCAUCUGGCAGUGCAGGUUGAAGCAGCUGGUCAGUGACACUGAAAGCCUGCUCCUGAAUCAGCAGCGGGGCAGCGAGGAAGACGAGGAAGACGAGGAAGACGAGGAGGAGGAGGAGGACAGCUUGAGCCUCGGCAUACUGCUCUCAUCUCUGGCUCCAUCUGACGCCUCUCGCGAACAGCCGCCCAGCACCAGACCUCAGCGCAGCGAAGAAAGACCUCCGUACGCCAUGGAGCAUUUCCGCUGGGGGAAGCCCAUGAGCCGCAAGCGCCGGCCGGUCAAAGUGCACACGGCCGUCUCCACGGACGACGAAGGUCACGAGGAACCGUCCACGGAGACGUCUUUUCCCUCGCUGGACAGGCGUCAGCUUGAGAACGGCGAGGAGAGCGAGCAGAAGACGAACGCAAACGCAAAGAGUACCACAAAGUACCGCAUAACCCACUUCCGCUGGAGCGCACCCCCUGCCGCCAAACGCUACGGCGGCUUCAUGAAGCCCGGGUCCGAGCGAUCCCACAGGCCCCUGCUCACGCUGCUCCGCAACAUCAUCGCUAAAAACGGACAAUGAGCAGGAAGAGAUGUGAGGAGAGGAAACGUCGAGUCCUAACGCGUCAGAUCGUUCCUCGUCAUUGCCUUCUGUAGCUCACCAGGACUUCUUAAAUUAUCAGUGAUGUGAUGAUGACAAACAUCCACCUUCGGUGUCCGUCUCUCUCGUUUUCGAUAACGAGCUCUGACCUCCAGCAGGGAGGUUUACGUUAUUACUGUAGUCAACAUUCUUAUAACUCGGUUCUCCUGAGCCGAGCUGUAAAGAGCUUUCGUAUCACUCAGCACCUGUCCAUUCACCGAUGACGCUGUAAAUAUCAAAUAUUCAAAUAAACCUGCAAUGUUACAAGCAGCGCUGCAAAAUCAUUGGCGACACUUUACUAUAAAAAAGGUCCACGGAUAAACAUCCAUGUCCUACUACUCCUAAUGCUGAAAGCCGAAUGAUUUCAAUUAAACGAUUCAUUUAACUUUCACUUAAGCGCCCCAAGUUUCUUUUAAAGACCUGAUGAAACACUUCAAGAAAAUAAAAUCAUCAAAGAACAGGGGAAAAAAAAAAAAGACACCGAUACACUUAGAACCGCCCCCAAAUCUACAUACCACACCCAUUUCUCCUGGUAAAAUAGUUUCCUUCAAGUGCGUAUUGGAACCCGAUUGGCUGUUUCUAUUUUACGACGCAGCAACACUUACCCGUCGCGAUCGUAAUCGGAUUUUACGCCAGGAUUUUCACCACAUCACUGCAGUGACUAGUGUCAUUGUAAGGAACUCGGAUUCAUGCCCUUAAAAGGACGUGAUCGCAGAAUGACGUCAGUCUUUUCUCAUUUAAAAAUAAAAAAUAAAGAAGAGAUCAAAGAAAGAUGAGAAUAAAAAGAAGGGGGGAAAAACAAGGAAGAAAGGAGGAAACGAGGUCAGAGAAUGAAAGAACGAAUAGAAAAGGUAUAUAUAAAAAAAAAGGGUCGAAGAAAGAACAAAAGAGAUAAAAGAAAAAAGAAAGAAGAGAUAAAAAGAAAGAAAGAAGAGCAAAAAGAGACAGGUCAAAGAAAGAAGAGAUCAAACAAAGACAUGAGAGAAGGGAGAAAAAAAAGAUAUCGGAGAAAGAAAGAGAUGAAAAAAGAAAAAAAAAUAAUGGGAUCAAAGAAAGAGAUGAGUUCAAAGAGAUGGAUCAAAUAACGAGCUAAAAGAUAAAAGAGAUCAAAGAAAGAAGAGAUUAAAGUAAGAGAAAGAAGUGAGAAAAGAAAGAAAGGAGAUAAAAGACAAAAGGAAGGGAAAAAAGGACAGGAAGACAGGCCAAAGAAAAGGAAAGAAGGGAGAGAAGAGAUCAAAGAAUGAACAGAAGACUGACUUUGACCUGAAUGCGCACUCAAACUCAUUCCUGUGGAUUUAAUCAUUAACAAUUCUGUCUAUAUAUAUAUAUAUUUUUUAUUUUUUACAAUAUUAUUUUUCAAGGUGAUAAAAAAUGUUAGUUUAAAUCCGAAAGUCCACACACACACGCACAAUAUUUUACCGAACGCUGCUGUACACCGUGUCUCAGCUAGAAAUGAUCCGACAGUGGGGUUUUCAUGGAUGUGAUUGGAAGAAAACGAGGAAAUGAGCGUCGCUCGCGGUUCACGAGGAGUUCUCAUGAUGACGCGCAGGAAGACUUUCCUCGGCUUUUUAUUUGAAAUAAAUGAAGUCACCGCUCAUCACUGAACAGGUUUUAUUGACCAGCUGUAGUACUGACAUGUAAAAGCACAGUCUAUACGUGUACAAGCCCAGCCACGUGACACAGACAUGAGCUUCGUUUUCCAUCGGUAACAUUUACACGCCAACACGUACGCAGCACAUCCUUCCUGCGUUGCUUCGUCUCAGUGACGAGAAUAUUUUCAUACACUUCCCAGAAUUAUUACUCAACUUCCCGGGUUUACAGGAAUACCGUGACGCGAGCGAACGCUCGGUGAAGUUAUGGUGUGGUUAAGAAAACUCACAAUUUUAACAAAUAAAAAUAAAAAGAUAAGAACACUCAUCAGUGUGAAUAGCGGUGUAGUAAUAAUAAUAAUAAUAAUAAUAAUAAUAAUAAGUGUAAUCGAUUAAAAUGUCCACUCAAUGCAGUUUAUUUUAAGUCGACUUAAACCUAUGCAGCUUAAUUCGCGUUAUUAGGAAAUUUGAUUUAAAAUGCAAAAA